This is a messenger RNA of Lodderomyces jiufengensis, 2769 nucleotides long. RefSeq lists its product as uncharacterized. The record is from RefSeq and is a predicted model, not a curated record. Bases 1 to 2769 code for a protein of 922 amino acids. Gene Ontology annotation, cellular component: membrane; Golgi trans cisterna; Golgi medial cisterna. Lineage: Eukaryota; Fungi; Ascomycota; Pichiomycetes; Serinales; Debaryomycetaceae. The transcript has a single exon.
AUGAAAUCAUCGGAUGAGAAGUUGUAUUAUAAAAAUCAUUUUUUCAAAUUAGGUCAAGGUCGUAUUAUUUCAAAUGAUGAUUAUCCAUUUUGGUCAAAAUUUUGGAGGUUACCAACUACAAGUGAUGACAUUUAUGAAAUUGUUAAUGUAGAAGAUUUAAAAUUAAUUCAAAAACAAAAUUUACAAAAUUAUUAUACUUUAGUUAAAGUUUUAAGUUUAAAAAUUAUACAAUUUUCACAACAAAAAGAACUUAAUAAUUCAGAUAUAUUGAAAUUAUUAAACUGUAUACGGUUAUUAUGUAAAAUUAUACCACCGUUAUUUGCAUUAGAUACUUAUAAAGAUAUAGAAAAUGAAUUAUUUUGGGACGAAAAUAGCAAUAAAAGUUUAGCAUAUAAUUUAAUGAUGAGUUUAGUUGAUUUAUUAUUUACAAAAGGGUUUACCAUUUAUUCAAAAGAAAAAGGUGGUAUUGUUUUAAGUGUAUGGGAACCAGGAAUUGGGUACAGUGCAAAGUUUCAACAAUCAAAUUUAAUUAUAGAUAGUAACAGAAAUGAAGUACUAAAACUAAUAAUAUCUUUGUGUUCAACAACUUUGUAUUAUAAAGCGUCGACAGCCAUAUCAACAGGAUCAAAGUUCUUGACAAUUUUAGUUCUGCUAACACCAAAAGUUAAGCUACUAACAUUGGUUUCAUCAUUAACAAAUUUAGUAUGUAGAUCAUCUAGAAGUUCAAUUGAUGAAAAUGUAUUAUAUUAUGAUAACAUAAAUUACACAGAAACAAGGCAUCUUUGUGCCACUUAUGCAUUUCAAUUACUUACAUUAAUGGUUGUUUAUCCACUUCCUGAAGACUCUGCUGAUUUAAAUGAUGGCGUUAAACCUACAAAUAUGGCAAGAGCUUAUAUGGGAAAGAUUCAUAAAGAAAAUGAAAUAUUAUUUUUAGCAUCAUCACUAAUCAACAUUCUAAGAUAUCCAAUGGUAAAUACAGAAGAUAGUACUUUUGGAAUAAUAAAAAAUGUCAAUCAACCUUCUUUAUGGGCUGUUGAAUCAGUGAUUUUGAUAUGGGAAAUGAUCCAAUGUAAUAAACAUUUUAAAGAUGUAAUUGCUAGAAAAUAUAUUUCAGAAUUUAUGGUAAUACUAUUAUAUUACGUUUUUGCAUUUCAUAAUCAUUACCAACAUAAAAACUUAGUUCGAGUUUGUUCUUAUUUAUUAUUAUUUUUAUCAUCAAAUUGUCAAAUGUUGGAAAAUUUAUAUCUACCAAUAAGUUCACAGCUUUAUGAAUCGAUUCCAGCAAGCUUCAAAUUAACUAUUACUCCACUAACCACUCGAGACUUUUUAGUCUGUCAAAUAUGUUCAAUUCUACUUAGCGCAUACCCUUUACAACAAUCAUACAUGACAAAACCGUUACCAAAUCUACUAUUAAAUACAUUGGCUGAAAUUUUAUUCAAUCUAAUACCCCCAGUUUCUUCAGAAGAAUUAAAAGUUCAUAAUGAUCCACAAAAGAAAAUAAACAAUCCAAACCCAAGAGGUGGAUUAUCUUAUCAAUCGUCGUCACUCAUUAUUCAAUUAAUUUCGAGAUUUUCAAACAAAAGUUUUUUACUAGGUAAAUCAUAUCAUUUGAAUGUACUUGCACUUAUAAUUAGAGCAGUAUGUACAGCCAUCAUCAAAUAUCCACAACCUUCUAGAAUGUUGUUAUUUUGUAUCCUAAAAAAUGAGAAAAUAUUUGAUGAAUUAUGGAAUACAAUUUUUAGUUUUAAUGAAGUUUAUGUCAAAGGAGAAUCAAUUGCAAGAAUUGCUGAACAAGAGGAAGAUUUUCAAGCUAACGUUAAUGAAGAAGUAAAACCAAUACCUAUAAAACCAAGAAAUCGAGAUGAUAACGAAUCAAUUAUAUCAGAAGCAGAAAGUAUUGAAGCAUCAUUACGUCCCAAACCACCUUCUGGAAUGUCGAUAAAAGCAAAAGAGAAACAAAAGAAAGAAAGUCCAAUUGGUAAAAGUUGGGAAGGAAAAGAUCAAUUAGCCUUGAUCUUAACUAUAAUUAUACCCUAUCUCAAAUCCAUUUUAAAUAGCAUAUGGUCAGAAACUCGUGGAAGUAGUGUUGAUAGUUUUGAAUUAGUUCGUAAAAUUGAACUUGCUGAUUAUCAUGGAUUAAUAGAGGAACAUAAACAUCAAAUAAAAUCAGAUUUGUUACCGGAAACAGAAUUGGAACAACUAAAAUUUGUAUGGAGUUAUUUAUCACUUGGUUGGUAUAUAUCCUUAUUAUAUGGGAAGAUAUAUAAUACAACAACUGAAGUUAAAAUUUAUAUUGGUAACAAUAACAAAUUAAUUAAAAAUUUUUCUAGUUCUAUUGCAACGGUUAGCAAAUUAACUUCAAGUUGGACAAGUUUUUUAAAGCAAGAUACUCAACCAGUAACAAAUGAUGCUACUCUUGAAUGGAUAAAUAAUAGUAUUACAAAUAUCAAUACAUGGCAAGGUACAGAUAUAAAAUUAUUUCAAAUUGAAGCAAAUUCAAAUGAUAGCUUUUUCGCAAAUUUAAACAAAAUAAGUGGUAAUUCAACUUAUGCUGUACCAAGUACUCCUGGUAGUAUAAAUGAUAUGAUGAAAAAAUUUAAUGAUUUCAAAGUUAAUGGUAAAUCAGCAUCACCAGUUACAACACCAGUCGAAGAACAAGAUUCAUAUUUUGGUAAAAGAGUUGGAAGAAAUUCAGUCACUAGUUUACAUUCAUUAAAUACAUUAAAUAGAAUUAGAAGUCAUAAUACUCCUAGAAAUUCCAUCAGUUAA